This is a messenger RNA of Branchiostoma belcheri (Belcher's lancelet), 1122 nucleotides long. RefSeq names its product neuronal calcium sensor 1-like. The record is from RefSeq and is a predicted model, not a curated record. The transcript is spliced from 8 exons. The coding region runs from base 335 to 907 and encodes 190 amino acids. Gene Ontology annotation, molecular function: calcium ion binding; calcium sensitive guanylate cyclase activator activity. Lineage: Eukaryota; Metazoa; Chordata; Leptocardii; Amphioxiformes; Branchiostomatidae.
UCCCGGUAUCGCACGUUGUGUAUUACAUGUACAGUCCCCAGUACGUACUGAGACAACCAAGCACACAGACAGACACACAUGUCAACUUUACCGUGCCAGAAAAUGAAGCUGCAUUCCCCUUACGUUCGCGGCGUGAACGGAUCGUGAUAUCAGGCGGGCACUGCUCCCAAUUAUACCGGGUUAGGCGGAGGAUCAUUCCCUUGUAACAGCGGCGAAUAGGAUAUAAUAUACACACGGUACAAUCUACCGGGUGUCCGCGGCGCUGUGUACGGUAAGAGGGAGGCGGUAUCACCGAGGACUGUUCCUCACAGCCUCGGUGGAUUGGAAUUAAGCGAUGGGGAAGAAAAACAGCAAGCUGGAGCCCUCGCUAGUCAAGGAACUGACGGCGAAAACCUACUUCACUGAAAAGGAGCUUCAACAAUGGCACAAAGGUUUCCUUAAAGACUGUCCAAACGGGACACUAAAUGAAGAGGAAUUCCAGAAAAUCUAUAAACAGUUCUUCCCGUUCGGGGACCCCUCGAAGUUUGCAUCAUUUGUCUUCAAAGUUUUUGAUGAAAACAAGGACGGCACAAUAGAGUUCCGAGAGUUUAUCUAUGCCUUGUCUGUAACGUCCAGGGGCAGUCUGGAGGAAAAACUAGAAUGGGCGUUCCGGUUGUACGACCUUGACCAAGACGGGUACAUAACGAGAGACGAGAUGAUCAGUAUAGUCACAGCCAUAUACGAGAUGGUGGGAAACAUGGUGAAGCUACCAGAAGAGGAGAACACACCAGAGAAGAGGGUAGAUAGAAUCUUUGCCCUUAUGGACAAGAAUGGAGAUGGGAGGUUGUCGAUGGAAGAAUUUCAGGAAGGCUCCAAAUCAGACCCGUCCAUUGUCCAGGCUCUCUCUCUUUAUGACGGCCUGGUGUAGGAGCCACAGAAUGUACAGAAAGAUGCAGGUCUCUAUGCAGUGUACAGUCAGUCAGACAGUCUUGCCAACAAGAACAUAUGUCACAGCCACGUGGUGUUGGAGAAAUGAGAAGGGAAUAUGAACACUAGCCUCUAGCAGGUUUCGGGAGGCGACUGGAAAGAGUAGAAAUUGGCCAAAUAGAGAGUUGGUCCGCUAGACUCAUUUUGUACAGUUUG